Molecule: messenger RNA, 1125 nt
Organism: Leptosia nina
Lineage: Eukaryota; Metazoa; Arthropoda; Insecta; Lepidoptera; Pieridae
Source: the annotation of a GenBank genome assembly
AUGCCACCAGCGCUGCAAAACGUUGAAAUGUUCAGCACUUCAAGAUGUCAGACGCUUCUAGAAGAUUUUAAAAGUGAUGAUGAUGAAAUGAGUGAAUCGAAAGUGAACAAUAAUAACGUGAUACAUAGUGGGAAACUGUAUGAAAAUUGUGAUGGCGACUUUGAUUUAAGUGAAUUUGAGGCUAUGGAUUUCAAAGCACGAAUACGUUGGCCGGACUUAGUAGUUCAAAUUUCUUUACAUGUCGUUUCAAUAUACGGAUUGUACUUGAUAUUAUCAAACCAAGUGAAAUUAUAUACAUUACUUUUCGUUCUCGUCACAAUAUACACAUCUGGCUUUGGGAUAACAGCGGGAGUUCACAGGCUGUGGUCACAUAGAUCCUACAAGGCGAAACUACCCUUAAGAUGUUUACUCGCUGUUCUUUUCACUAUUACUGGGCAAAGAGACAUCUACACUUGGGCACUCGAUCAUCGAGUGCAUCACAAGUAUACAGAGACAGUUGCGGAUCCACAUGACGUCAGGCGUGGGUUUUGGUUCGCCCACGUCGGCUGGCUGGUGCUAACACCUCACCCUGCUGUGGAAGACAGAAGGAUCGCCUUACGAAAAACCUCACUAGACCUUUUGGACGACCCCGUUGUACGAAUACAAAAAAUAUUCUUUGUUCCACUAUUCUUAAUUUUGAAUAUCCUGUUACCAUUGGGAAUCCCAAUUUACUACUGGGACGAGGACUGGAUAACGAGCUUUGCAGUCAGCUUUGUAUUGAGAUUUACGACCACACUAAACAUCGCUUACUGUGUCAACAGCUUCGCACAUUUGUGGGGCAACAAGCCUUAUGACAGAUAUAUACAAUCUGUGGAAAACCAUCUUGUCAGUCUUGCUGCGCUUGGCGAAGGCUGGCACAACUACCACCAUGUCUUUCCUUGGGACUAUAGGACUUCUGAGCUGGGCAAAAUUAACAUUUCCACUGGCUUCAUCGAUUUCUUCGCAAGAAUUGGCUGGGCAUAUGAUUUAAAAGCUGCUACAAUGUCUAUGAUAAAACGAAGGGCAGAAAGAAGCGGUGAUGGAACCUUCCAUCCAGAAGAAGAACCCUACCCAAAUAACACAGAUGAUCAUUCACAUUCCUACUAG